Prionailurus viverrinus (fishing cat) is the source of this 5056-nucleotide messenger RNA. It is a transcript of the gene ATAD1, whose product is annotated as ATPase family AAA domain containing 1. The record is from RefSeq and is a predicted model, not a curated record. Gene Ontology annotation, cellular component: mitochondrial outer membrane. The transcript has 10 exons. Gene Ontology annotation, molecular function: ATP binding; ATP hydrolysis activity. Lineage: Eukaryota; Metazoa; Chordata; Mammalia; Carnivora; Felidae. Bases 2330 to 3520 code for a protein of 396 amino acids.
AGGCGGCCGGAGGGAGCCGGGUCUGACUGUCGCCCCGGCGCUGCCACCACCUAGUGCAGAGGCGGAGGCGGUUCUUCGGGCCAGGGCACGCUUUCGCAGAGGAUGGUGCUGAGCGUAAUAACGCGUCCUUUAUGUGAAGGUUGGCAGGCAUUGUCACAGGCUGUGUUCCUGGGGCCUUGUUGCCUGCGAAACUGGGACUCCGGGGUUGAGAAAAACUUUCUGCAACCUCGCGGUGAAAUAGGACCGAAACACUCCACCCUCGGCCCCUCAGCUGUCAGUCGAUUGCUUAGUGACGAGGUGGUCCGAUUUCCAAAAGUUUUCUGCCCUGAAACGGAGAACUCUCUAAGUGAAACUCCCUGGGAUCACGUUUGCCUAACAGAUAACUGCGAAUUGGCAGCGUUUGGGUUUAUUUCUUAGUUUGUACGUCAUACUGUCUGUUUAUGUACAUAUUUGUGUGUGCAUUUGGUUCGUCGUUAACGUCUAUACACGAUUGAAACCCAUGCCCUACUGUUGUACGCAAAUGGAGCUUUGGUUGUGUUUUCUGCUGUCGUGGCACGGCUCCUGCAACGGCCUUAACAUUGCAGGUGUAUCAAUGUCGUAUGAAUGAUAGAUGAGUGUACAAUAAAGUAUAUACAGUUUCAACCUACAAGUAGAAGUUUGUUUCAUUUCAGGAUUUCAAAGUCAUUGUAGAAGACGGACUACUGUUUUAGAGGUGGCCAUAGGUCUAGAGUACUCUACGACAGGCACUAACUUAAAUACAGGAAUAUGUGUAGCUAACAGGUUUUAUGUCAUGAUACUCCCUGUAGGAUUCGAAAGUGGCAUUGUCUCGAUGUCUGGGAUGUACUGAAAAUCGCCCUGGUUGUUCGUGCAGUUCGGCGAACAUCCAGCAGAUGGCGGUUUCAUCACUGCCAACCCAAACUUUUAAAUAAAUGGAAUCCUUUUAUUCAGAUGUCACUAGUUUUCAUAGAUUAGGCUAACAAGACCUUGAUUUUUGCCUACUGGCUUAUCUUCCUGUAUGAAUAAUAUCCCCACACAAUGAUUCCACAGGUUCCAACUGCAUUUUCAAAUGUACCCUGUUGGAAUGAAGGUUAGCUAGGUCAAUUUUCCUCUUACCAGAAGCGGAGUGCUGUUAACUCCUCUUUAGGAGUCCGUGCUGACGGAUGAAAGCACACUUCAGUUUGUUACAUGAGGAGAGAGUUUAAUUAGGUGGCUCCUCCCUAGCUCCGUUUAUAAAAAUAUAAUUAAUAACUGGACUGUGUGUUCCUUGAGCAAAGUCAUUGUCUCUUAGCCAUUAUCGUAUGCCAGUAUAUAGUAGGCAUUAUAUAUAUAUAUAUUCAUGUUCAGGAGGCGCUUUAUGGUUUGACUCAAAUCACUUAAUGUCCCUAGGUCAAAGUUUCUUCAUCUGAAACGAAGGCUUUCAAUUAUUUUGUUAAGUAAGUUGAAGUUAAUGAUGUACUGCUGUGAAGGAAAUGGCCCCUAGUGAUGGAGACACGUGGAACCCUUGACUUUUUGUUCUGGAAAUCAUUCAAAAGUCUGGCAGCGGUUUUGUUGGAAUGAUAGUGUGGGGAGUUUUUCUGCAGUCGGAGUUCAUCUUUUGAACAGAUAAUUACUGAGUAGCCUCUCUCUUACGUGGAGAAGAUAUCAAUCCCUUUUUAUAAGGAGUUGAAUUCUGGUGGAGUAGGCUAGGCAUUAUAUAAGCUCAGUAAUGGGGCCACAUGAAUAAUGCAGGAUAUCAAUGUGAUCUGAAGGCUUUGAGGUGUGGAUAGAAUUGGACUGAUCCUGGAUAAAGGGGGAGAACUGGCCUAUCUGGGGCACCAGGCAGAUAUGGUAGAGGGAGAAUACACGUGGCGUUUUCUGGUACCAGUGCCUCCAGCUACAGAAGGGGUGAGAAGUUCCUCUUUGGGGCUAGGUUAGGAUGCCUUGAAUGCUUGGAAAUCCUGUUAGUAAAGGAAAAGCUUUGGGGAAUUGUCGGAGCUCUCCCAGGGGAGGGCGGUGAAGGUCUUUAACUGGGCAGUAGGAGUGAGAAGGCAAACCUGAUGUUAGAGGAGAAAAGACCAUGGAUGGUAAUCUUUGCGGUUCCUGAUUUUCACCUGUUGCUGAGCUGUCCGUGCAAAGUCUCACUUACUCCUUUUCACCCGAGUGCAGAAUAUAUUCUCUCUCUCCCUCUGCCUCCCCCUCUCUUAUUCGUAUAGCAUAGCACUCAGCACGGUCCUGUGCUAUGAGAGACUAAUGGCAUUGUUCGAAGCCGAGAUCCUAUUUUGCAAAAUGUGAUAGUCAAAUCAUCCCCUAACAGCCUUAGUUUUCUGGGUGGUUACUGCCUUUGCCAGGCAUGUGCAUGCCUUCUGCAAGCCUGUACGGGACUGAUGUAGCUGCUCAGAGAUGCAUGUCAAAGCAGGCAUGUUGCCUCCUUUUUUCCUCUCUUGGGUUAAUCAAGAUGGUACAUGCCGAAGCCUUUUCUCGUCCCUUGAGUCGGAAUGAAGUUGUCGGCUUAAUUUUCCGUUUGACGAUCUUUGGUGCAGUGACAUACUUCACAAUCAAAUGGAUGGUAGAUGCAAUCGAUCCCACCAGAAAGCAGAAAGUGGAAGCUCAGAAACAGGCAGAAAAAUUAAUGAAACAGAUUGGUGUGAAAAAUGUGAAGCUUUCAGAAUAUGAAAUGAGUAUUGCAGCUCAUCUCGUAGACCCUCUUAACAUGCACGUUACUUGGAGUGAUAUAGCAGGUCUGGAUGAUGUCAUUACGGAUCUGAAAGACACAGUCAUCUUACCCAUCAAAAAGAAGCAUUUGUUUGAAAAUUCCAGGCUUCUGCAGCCUCCAAAGGGAGUUCUUCUGUAUGGGCCUCCAGGCUGUGGUAAGACAUUGAUUGCCAAGGCCACAGCCAAAGAAGCAGGCUGUCGAUUUAUUAACCUUCAGCCUUCAACGCUGACGGAUAAGUGGUACGGAGAGUCUCAGAAACUGGCUGCUGCGGUCUUCUCCCUUGCCAUAAAGCUACAGCCUUCCAUCAUUUUUAUAGAUGAAAUAGACUCCUUUCUGCGAAACCGUUCAAGUUCUGACCAUGAAGCUACCGCCAUGAUGAAAGCUCAGUUUAUGAGUCUGUGGGACGGAUUGGAUACUGACCACAGCUGUCAGGUCAUAGUUAUGGGGGCCACCAACCGUCCUCAGGACCUUGACUCGGCCAUAAUGAGAAGAAUGCCUACAAGGUUUCAUAUCAACCAGCCUGCUCUAAAACAAAGAGAAGCAAUCCUGAGACUCAUCUUGAAAAAUGAAAACGUGGACAGGCACGUGGACCUGCUGGAAGUCGCCCAGGAGACGGACGGUUUCUCAGGCAGUGACCUGAAGGAGAUGUGCAGGGACGCCGCCCUCCUGUGUGUCCGGGAGUAUGUUAACUCUACAUCGGAAGAAAGCCGCGAUGAAGAUGAAAUCCGGCCUGUGCAACAGCAGGACCUGCAUCGAGCGAUUGAGAAGAUGAAGAAAUCCAAGGACGCCGCAUUUCAGAAUGUUUUGACACAUGUUUGUUUAGAUUAAGAGUAAAGAUCAUUUGUACAGUUCAGUGUGAUCUAGUUUGGUGCACUCUUAUCAUCAGUGGAAAUAGAAUGAAAACAGGAAUGUCCUUCACGCCGUGAGAGAGUUAAAUGUUCACGACACUGGUUUUAUACUCUGACUCCUAAGUUAUUGAGAUGUAGUUGUUCUAUAAGCGGUGUUACUACUCGUCAGAAAUCAUGAGGAGGAACAGUCUAAUCCAGCCUGAGUGCGGGCUCGCGUCUGACCUCUGUCUCCGGACGCUGCGGCCUCAGAGCAUCUAAGCUGGUCUUAAAGUAACGAUUUGUCGAGUCAUUCGUGGAAACAGGGAUGUGGGUAAGUGCUGGUUUCUCGAUAUGUGAGUGAGUGAGUGUGUGUGUGCGCGCGCGUGUGUGUAUUAAAUGUAUAUAUUCACACAUUUUAUAUUGAUAUUCUGUAGAUAUGUUUGAAUACGGAAACUUUUUUUUACCCCAACUACUGAAUCAAAAAGUACCAAAUAGUGUACAGCAGAACUAAGAUUUCUGGUUGUGUGUAAAGGUACAGUGAUUCAGCCAUUUCCAGCUGUCACCUGUGUCCGCUUUCGUUUUAAGUUGAGCAUUUCUCUGCAGUGGAAUAGUCGGAGUCCGCCACGUCUCUGCUUCAGAAGGGGCUCCACUAUUACGCUGGUCGGAAAAUCCAAUAAAAAUACUUGAUCAGUGAUCAGCAUUGAGUGGUUGUCAGGCAUUUGGAUGAUCGACACGGAUUUCAAGUCUUUCUGUAAGCACACUGAGCAGAGGCCUGUUUUCAGUUGGUACACGUGAACGUGGUUGGAGGAGCCUUUCCAAAUGGCUUUGAAAAACUACAGUGCCAUGCAGUACACAUCUGUGACUUUUCCUUCAUUUGAUGGAACGUAGUUCUGUUGUAACCAUGGUUUUGUAAUGUUAUUUUAAAGUUACGUUUUUUAAUUAUGGUCAAAUAUAAUUUGGUCAUCAGAAAUGAAAUGAUAGUUUAAAACAAGUAGCUGUUGCUAGCUGUGCUAAAAAUACUCAUUUUGUGACUUUGAUUUUUAAAGUUUUCUUAGCAUAUUAUAAAUUGUGCCCUAGUUAGUACAGAUACACACGUCAGAGUCCCCAUAUUGUAUCUGUAGUCAUUCGAUGCUGUGUGCCCUCCAUAGGAAACAUUUUUUUUUUUGUCCAGAAUUUCACUAACCAGAAUUCUGUUAUAGGCCCUUAAACACACCGCAUGAGGAAAAUGGCACAAUAUGGUCUUGAGGUGCCUUCUGUGAACCAUCUGAAAGAUUAAAUUAUGCUCCAUAUAUUUUUGUUUUUAUUGUAUUUCUUUGAAACUCUUCAGUCUUCAUUCGUGAGUCAUUAGAGUAAUUUAUUUGAUAGUUGGUCUCUCACUUGAACCUGUUGGGGAGUUUAUUUGGUUGUGCGGGCGGGUAGAGAUUGCAGAAAGCACUCUGGACGACAAAAAGCAAGUUUCGAAAACUGUGAAGAUGAUUAAAAAUUGACUGCAAAACACAAGAUAUCAAAAAUAAAAAGUUUCGUCUCCCGUUUUUAA